Ochotona curzoniae (black-lipped pika) is the source of this 718-nucleotide messenger RNA. RefSeq names its product mitochondrial ribosomal protein L42 (gene MRPL42). Lineage: Eukaryota; Metazoa; Chordata; Mammalia; Lagomorpha; Ochotonidae. The record is from RefSeq and is a predicted model, not a curated record. Gene Ontology annotation, cellular component: mitochondrial large ribosomal subunit. The transcript has 6 exons. The coding region runs from base 163 to 594 and encodes 143 amino acids.
GGCACGCCUGCCCGGAGUCUCUUAGGACCCGGAUGAGGACAAGAUGGCGUGCUCGCGGGACAAAAAUUGAUAGGCCUGGAAGGACAUGUUGAACGUGGUUUUCUUGCAAACUUCCCUUCCAUCCCACUUGAUACGCAGCAUUCACAGCAUUCUGGUUACGCCAUGGCAGCAGCUGCAGUGAAACGGGUGAUAUCAAACACAGCUCUCUGGAGACAUUUAUCUCCAACCCAUGGAGCUUUAUAUUGUGUUUGCCAUAAAUCUACGUAUUCUCCUCUUCCGGAUGACUAUAAUUGCAAAGUAGAACUUGCUUUGACAUCGGAUGGCAGGACCAUAGUAUGCUAUCAUCCUUCCGUGGAUAUUCCAUAUGAACAUACCAAAGUACGUCCUAUCCCUCGGCCAGAUCCUGUGCUUAAUAAUGAAGAAACACAUGAUCAAGUGCUGAAAACCAGACUGCAAGGAAAAAGUGAACACCUUGAGCAGGGACCCAUGGUGGAGCAACUUAGCAAGAUGUUCUUCACUACUAAGCACCGCUGGUAUCCUCAUGGACAUUAUCACAGACGUCGUAAGAAGCUGGAUCCUCCCAAGGACAGAUGAUGCUGAGGUUCUUGGAAUCAAAGAAGAAUGCUAGCCUGUGCUCCAGUUUCCAUUUGAGAAAAUUCAGUCUGGUAUCUUCACCUUAUAUGUUACAUAGUAAAAAUAUCAUUAAAUAUUCUUUCAU